AUGGCCGGCCAUGGCGGGCCGCUCGCGCUCGUCGCGCUGUGCGUGCUCGAGCUCGCGCUGCGAGGCGCCGGCGCCGGCGAACGGCUCGUGCCGGCCAUGUUCGUGUUCGGGGACUCCACGGUGGACGUCGGCAACAACAACCUCCUGCCGGACUGCACGCCCGCAUGCAGGGCCAACUACCCGCAGUACGGCGUCGACUACCCCUCCCAGGAGCCCACCGGCCGCUUCAGCAAUGGCUUCAACCUUGCUGACCAGCUAGCUCAGUUUCUUGGAUUCGACGAGAGCCCACCUGCUUUCCAAUCCCUCCCGGCGAAGGGCAUCGCCGCACAGAUGAAAAACGGCGUCAACUUCGCAUCGGGAGGGUCAGGCCUACAGAAUAAAACUGGCCAAAAACUUUGUGGGCAAUUGUUCAGCAUGGCCGACCAAGUGGAGAAGUUCACGUCGGCCGUCAAGACAAUGGGGCAGGACUCGGGCGACCUCAUCUCCAGAUCCCUCUUCUUCAUCAGCGUCGGCAGCAACGACCUGUUCGAGUACGCCGACCCCGACAGCCCGCCCGCUGACCGCAACGACACCGCCUUCCUGGAAAGCCUGGUCGCAUACUACAGGGGCUACCUGCAGGAGCUGCACGCAGCCGGGGCCAGGAAGUUCAGCAUCAUCAGCCCGGCGCUGGUGGGGUGCUGCCCGUCGCAGAGGGCGAUCGCCAAGAAGCACGACGACACCGACGAGUUCGGCUGCUUCGGGGCGGCGAACAACCUCUCCAGGCAGCUCUACCCCAUGCUAGCCUCCAUGCUUAAGGACCUCAGCCGCGAUCGGGCCGGCAUGAACUACUCCCUCUGCGACUCGGCGACGAUGGCCGAAACGAUCUUCAAGCCUGGCGGCGGAGCUGGUUUCGACCUGACGGUGCUAGACACGGCGUGCUGCGGCGGCGCCGGCAAGUGCAACUCCUCCGCCAAGCUCUGCCCCAACCACGACAACUAUAUGUUCUGGGACAGCUACCAUCCGACGAAAGCCGCGUCGGCUCUGGCGGCGAUGGCGCUCUUCAGCGAUCCCGGAAUGUACGUCCACCCCAUGAACGUGGGGUCGCUGGCGGAGUUGUAGCCUGGAGGACCGCGGGCGAUCUGGCCGUGUGUGCUUAGGGCAAUCUUCUAUUUCUAAAUUAAAGUGUCAUUUUUAACAAAUGCAGUAAA
Hordeum vulgare subsp. vulgare (domesticated barley) is the source of this 1187-nucleotide messenger RNA. RefSeq names its product GDSL esterase/lipase At4g16230-like. The record is from RefSeq and is a predicted model, not a curated record. The coding region runs from base 1 to 1098 and encodes 365 amino acids. Gene Ontology annotation, molecular function: hydrolase activity, acting on ester bonds. The transcript has 5 exons. Lineage: Eukaryota; Viridiplantae; Streptophyta; Magnoliopsida; Poales; Poaceae.